Messenger RNA from Nicotiana attenuata, 333 nucleotides. RefSeq lists its product as uncharacterized. The record is from RefSeq and is a predicted model, not a curated record. Lineage: Eukaryota; Viridiplantae; Streptophyta; Magnoliopsida; Solanales; Solanaceae. The transcript is spliced from 2 exons. The coding region runs from base 1 to 333 and encodes 110 amino acids. Gene Ontology annotation, molecular function: zinc ion binding.
AUGGAGAAUUCGGGUCCAUUUUGUCGAUGUGGAGAUGCUGCUGAACUAGUAAUUUCAUGGAGCACAGACAGCCCUGGUCGUCGAUUCUACGGCUGUAAAAAUUACAAGAAAGAUAAGAAAACUGGCUGUAAGUAUUUCGCGUGGUUUGACCCCCCGACUCAUGAACACUUGAAGCCGGUGAUUUUGGGUUUGCUUAAGAAGAAGAAUCAGCUUGAAGGGCAUUUGCAGGAAUCCAAAAAACAGAGGAACUGGAGGAGAAUUUUUUUUCUGAUUUUAGGAUUAAUCUUCAUUAAGGCCAUUGUAUUUGGUACUCCUGACGAAAUACCCAAAUAA